GAAGGAGAAGGAGAAGAAGGAGAAGGAGAAGGAGAAGGAGAAGAGAAGAAGAAGAAGAAGAAGAAGAAGAAGAAGAAGAAGAAGAAGAAGAAGAAGAAGAAACACAGACAGACAGACAGACAGACAGACAGACAGACAGACAGACAGACAGACAGACAGACAGACAGGGAGGCAGACAGGGAGGCAGACACAGACAGACGGUUAACAGCUGUAAUUGAACAGUAAUUGGAAGAGAGACAGUAACUACCUGUCUGUCUCUCUGGAGCCUCAGGAUGUCACCGGGGUUCUUCCGCCCCUCCGGUCCGUCUCUCUGACAGCUGAUCAGAACCGGAUCAGGAUCUGGACCAGGAUAAGUACCUGACAGUGGGUCAGGAUGCCCUCAGACGUUUUUGCAGGCCUGCUGCUGCGGGUUCUGCUGCCCUGCACCCUGACUGCAGCGUGUGUGUUGCGGUUCUCCGGGUUCUCUCUGGUUUACCUUGCCUUGCUACUGAUGCUGCCACUGCUGCCAGCCCCCCCCUCAGGUAACCUGCGACGCUGUGUGACGGCCGUGUGUGUGAGCAGCUUCAUGUUCCUGUUCCUGCAGAUCUGCUUCUUGUUUACAACCAUCAGCCUGCAGACACAGAGCAACUGUACCUCCUGGCAGACAGCUCUCAGUCAGCUGGGCCUUGUGAGUCUGUCAGGAAGUGAUGCAGGCUCUGCAGUGAGACAGGUGUUUCCAGAUGUUGGUGUGCUGGUCGUCGGUCUGCUGACCUGGAGGCUGAUUGUAAGAGUGAAUGGUGACACACACACACAGACUCAGCAGGAGGUCCAGCAGCAGCAGGAUGAUCCUCAGGAGGAAGAGGAUCUGAUGUUUGAUGAGGACUCCGUCUCUAUUAUCGGAGAGGAUGAGGAGUUGGAGGAGGACGGCACCAGGAACAAGAUUCUGGUAGAACUGGAGAUAUUGGUUAGAAAGACCAGGCAGAUGUUGGGAACCAUGACGACAACCGGAGCCAAAGUCCUGCUUACCGUCGUGCUGGGACUCACGGGUAUCACGUUCCCGUCUCUCUCGUCCCUCCCCUACCUGCUCUGUUUCCAACUGUUGUGCACCUGGUGGGCGUGGUCAGGCCAAGUCCCCCCCCUCCUCUUCAGGUGUGUUUCUUUGAUGUCACUGGUCUACUCCGCCUCCCACUUCCUGCUCGUUUACUGCUACCAGCUGCCCCUGCUGCAGGAAGCGUGGCCUCCCAACCGAACCUCCGCCAGUGUUCUGGGUCUACUCCCCCUGGUCUCGGUGGACUGUGCUGCCCCCUGGAGGCUGACGGUGACGUCUGACCUCCACUGGUUCCACUACACCUCCCCCCUGAUGCUGCUGCUGCUCUACCACACAGUGGCAUCGCUCCGGAGGAACCAGGUGUUUACCUGCUCUGAGCUGAUCAACUGUGGGCGGGGCCUAGAGAGCACAGUGUCAGUGGUCAGCGGGAGCUGUGACAUCACCACUACCAGUAACCUGAGUGAUGAUGUCACCGGUGACAUCACAGCGGAGAGACGGGGAGAGCUGUGGAGACGAGCUCACCAGAGCAGAGACGUGCUGACAUCGUCCAAUCAGAGUCCCUCUGACACUUUUGCCCCGCCCACCCAGAGCACAGCCCUCGGAUUAGAUGUGUACUCCACACCUCACUACUCAAUCAGCCAAUCAGACACGUUGGAAACCUGUGAGUUUGGUGCAGACAGGUGGGAGGAGCCUGAGGUGAGUCCUGGUGAGGUGGGCGGGGCUUGGCUGAGUCCAGAUGAGGGGGGCGGGGCCUGGGUGGCGUGGAGCUUCUUGCUGCAGCAGAGCUACCUGUGCGCUCUGAUGGCGAUGAUGCUGUGGCCGGUCAGCUACGUGUCGUGGCUCACCUGUGUGCUGCUGCUGUGGUCCUGCCUGCUCUGGAUGCUGAAGGAGCGCCGCCGCUACACCAUGAUGUCAUCGCCCUGGCUGGUCGCCUAUGGCAACCUGCUGGUGCUGCUGCAGUACAUCUACAGCUUCCCCCCCGCCCAGGAAGUGCCCGGCCUGUUCCCGCGGAAACAAGACCCCUGCAGGGAGCUGGCUUCAAAGUUGUUGUGUCUGCUGAGCUUCUGGCUGCUGCUGAGACAGGCUCUGACUGAGAAGAGAGACAGACAGGCAGACACGCAGCUGUCUACCAUCACCAUCCACUUGGAGGACAAGAAGAUGGGUGAGACGGGUGAGGUUUCGUACGAGGAGGUGCUACUCCUGCAGGAAGGGGGGGUAAAGAUGGAGGCUCUGGUUGCCGUGGUGACGCGGAUGUUCGUGAAGUACUGGAUCUACGUCUGUGGGACCAUGUUCUUCUUCGUGAGCUUCGAAGGGAAGAUUGUCCUCUACAAGGUCAUCUACAUGGUGCUGCUGCUGUGCUGCACCGCCCUCUACCAGUUGAACUACGAGCGUUGGCGUGCCAUGCUCAGGGGCUUCUGGGUAGCCGUGGUGGUUUACUCCAUGCUGGUGCUGAUCCUGGUCUACACCUUCCAGUUCCCCACAUCCCCCCAGACCUGGAGCUACUACACCGGACUCAGUACUCACAGGUUGGAGGACAUCGGCCUGGAGAAGUUCUCAGUUCCGGUUCUCUUUACCAGGAUCUUUAUCCCGGCUGCCUUCCUCCUGGUGUGUAUCGUUCACCUGCAUUACUUCCACCAGCCGUUCCUCCAGCUCACUGACCUGAAGACUGUGGUGGACACACACAACAGCACCAUCACUAGGUUGGUGCACUCUGAGGGCAGCCUGUUCGACCUGUCUCUCUCUCUGGGGGGAGGGGCUCCUCAGAUCCUGCAGGACAAAACAGGAGGUGAGAGAGAGAGAGAAGAGGAGAAGAAGUGGAUCCAGGAGGAGGAGGAGGAGGAGGAGGAGUACCCCUGUGUGUUUGAGAAGGAAACCCUGUCUGAGCAGAUCAGAGGUCUGGUGUCCUGGAGGCUGGUGAUGGAUCGUCUCUCUGUCCUCCUCCUGCGCCUCCUGCUGUCUCUGCAGAGCCUACAGCGCCUCCUCUGGUGGAUCUUGGAACUGCACAUUGUCAAGAUCACAUCCUGCUACAUCAUCUGGGUCUGUGUGAAGGAGGUGAGACAGCUGUCUGUCUGUCAGGUGUGUGUGCUGAACCUUCUCUUUGUGGUGUGUGUGUCGGUGGCGUUGCCGUGCCGACCGUGGCGCCCCCUGCUGGCAGGAGCGUGCACGGUGUGGACGUGCACGCUUGCAGUCUGUAAGAUGCUGUACCAGUUGAACGCCGUGCAGCCAAUCAGAUACUCCUCCAACUGCACCAUGCCAGGUAACUCCAGCACUGACCUGUCUCACUCUGCUCUGUACUCUGGGCCGGUCGACCCCGCCCAGUGGGUGGGUCUCCGGAAGACAGACGGGAAACUGCUCGACUACCUGAGGUAUAACCUGAUGAUGUUAGCGCUGUUAGCCUUCGAGGUGACCGUCUACAGACACCAGGAGCUCUACCGUCUACGUUGUAACGAAGUCCCGCCCCCCACCAGGACGCUGUUUCAUGACAUCACACGGCGUCACCUGGACGACGGCGUCCUGAGCUGCACCAAGUACUUCCUGAAUUACUUCUUCUACAAGUUCGGACUGGAGACCUGCUUCCUGUUGGCGGUGAACGUGAUUGGUCAGCGGAUGGAUUUGUUUGCUGUAGGCCACGCUUUCGGCCUCAUCAUCGUCCUAUCACAGCGCAGCAGAAAGCGCAUCGCUGCAGUUUGGCCCAAGUACUGCUACUUCCUGUCGGGGUUGUUGAGUUUCCAGUACCUGCUGUGCAUCGGGUUCCCUCCGGCCACCUGCACAGAUUAUCCGUGGAGACCCCCGUCCUCCAACAUCGACUCUAACGUGGUGAAGUGGCUCUUCCUUCCUGAUCACCUCAUCCCCCCGAACCCCAUCUUCCUUCUCUACGACUUCCUGCUCCUGCUCGGCGCCUCCCUGCAGCUGCAGGUGUUUGUGGAGGAGCUCCAGCCGGAGGUACAGCUACUGGCAGGAGAGAACUCUGAGCUGCAUGAUGGACAGGUGUCUGAUCCAAUCAGGAGCCUCCGUCUCAACACGGGCCCAGACUUCAUGCUGUGCAGGUCUUACCUGGACAUGAUUAAGAUGAUCAUCUUCAGCUACAUGUUCUGGUUCGUCCUCACCAUCAUCUUCAUCACCGGCACCACCAGGAUCAGUAUCUUCUGCAUGGGUUACCUGGUGGCAUGUUUCUACUUUCUGUUGGUGGGGGGGGAUCUGCUGCUGAAGCCAGUGGACUCCAUCCUGAGGUACUGGGACUGUCUGAUCGGGUACAACGUGUUCGUCAUCACCAUGAAGAACAUCCUGUCGAUCUUGGCCUGUGGCUUCAUUAAGUCUCUGGUUCUGAAUCACUGCUGGCUCAUCCAGCUCUUCAGUCUGGCCUGCACCAUCAAAGGAUACACCAAACCGGAGCAGCAGAGCAGUAAACAGUGUGAGUUGCCGAGCGACGAGGCGGGCAUCAUCUGGGACGGCGUGUGUUUCUGCUUCCUGUUGUUGCAGCGCCGCGUGUUCAGGAGCCACUACUUCCUGUACGUGGUGCUGGACCUGCAGAACACACAGCUGCUGGCAUCCAGGGGGGCGGAGCUCUUCGAGGCAUCCAUAGUGAAGGCGGUGAGAGCGAGGCUGGAGGUGGAGAAGACGUCCAUGGACCUGCUGAAGAGACAAAUGGAGAGGAUCAAGUCCCGGCAGCAGAAGUUCCGCAGAGGAAAAGAGAAGUUGCUGAGUUUGACCCAAGACAGCUUCGGUACCGAGGUUCCAGAGAACAGGAAGAAGAAGUGGUGGAGACCCUGGGUUAACCACGCCUCCAUGGUGAGGAGUGGGGAUUACUACCUGUUUGAGACAGACAGUGAGGAGGAGGAUGAGGAGGAGGAGGAGGAGCAGGAGGAGAAAGAGGAGAAGAAGAAGAAGAAGAAGAAGAAGAAGAAGGAGGAAGAAGAGAAGAAGCAGGAGGAGCAGACACCUGAGAAGUCUGCAUUCCAGUUUGUGUAUCACGCCUGGAUCACUGACUCCAGAACCGCCAUGAAGGCUCGCAGCAACCAGAAGAAACUGUGGAAGAAGGUCUCGUCUGAGAGAAGGAGCAGGAAAGAGGAGAGAGGAGCAUCAGAAGUUAUAGAGGAGACGGCGGACACAGACGACAACGUAGAGGACAAAGAGGACGGACCAGACACGGUUCUGCGCCGGUUCUCCUACACGUUGCGGUUCUGCUGGGUUCUGCUGUCAGCACUGCUGGACUCACUGACCUCCUGGCUCAGAGGUCUGUGUCAGGAACACAUCGACAUCUCCACCGUGCUGCGCAUCGAGCGCUGCAUGCUAACGCAACAGGCUAAACAGGGUAAUGUUCCCACCAGAGACGCAAUCCACGUUUACUACCAGAGACAGAUCCUGAAGGCCUCUAGAGAGUCUGGCCUGAACUACAGUUCCCAUGAGGCCGAAGGACAGACCUUAGCAGAGAGAGGUCCAAAGGAGGUCAGUCCAGAUACCAAAGAAGAAGAACCAGAACCAGGUGGAGAAGGUCCAGCCUCAGGGAUUCCCUGCUCAGGAGUUGAACCAGAGACAAAAGAAGACACAGCAAUGGAGAUGAAAUAUGAAGAUUGCCCAGAAUGCCUCCUGAUAAGUGCCAGGAGACCCAGGCUGUCCCGGAUGAAGAGGGUCCGAUCUUCAUCCUCCUCAUCUUCGGAGGAGGGCAGGAUGAGUCCGGCUCACAGCUUUGAAGAACCCAAGCCAUCUCACACCGGCGCCUCCUCCCCCUCCUCCUCCUUCGUCCUCCCCCCCUCCUACAGCCUGGCUCUAGGAUUGGACCUGCAGGAGGGGGAGGGUUUUAGGGACAGGAGUGACUUCCUGUCUGACUUCACUUCAUGUCCCCUGGCGUCUCGAGCUCAGGAGCUGACAGCCAGUGAGCUGCUGAGGAGUAGGACCUUCUACGACGAGGACCUGGAGGCCUCGGAAAGAUUCUACGCAAACCAGCACCAGCUGCUGCAGCUCUGCUACGCCUUGUACAACAUCCUGGCUGCCAGAUCUGAGACGGUGUGUUUCCUGGUCAUCGUGCUGAACCACAUGGUGUCGGCCAGCUGUCUGACACUGGUACUCCCGGUCCUGGUCUUCCUGUGGGCCACGCUGUCCGUCCCCCGGCCCAGUAAGACCUUCUGGAUGACGGCCAUCAUCUACACGGAGGUCACCAUCGUCAUCAAGUACUUCUUCCAGUUUGGGUUCUUUCCAUUCAACCAGAAGCUGGAGUUGGACCGAUCCAAACCCUUCCACCCCCCUAACAUCCUGGGGGUGGAGAAGAAGGAGGCUUACGUCCUGUACGACCUGCUGCAGCUGCUGGCGCUGUUCUACCACCGCGCUAUCCUCAAGUGUCACGGACUGUGGGACCAGAAUGUCACCACGGAGACGGACACUAUCCAUAACAACAACAGCCAGCCGGACUCUGGUGCAACGUCUAUAGAUCCAACUGACCCGGGCAGCGCCCUGAGAAGACGAGUUCGUCGACGGACCAUAUCCAGCUCCACCCAGCUGCGCUCUCCUGCAGGCAGCAAGAGCUCCAGAGCCCUGCAGCCCGGCAAGUUGGAUCUGCUGCUGGAGAAACUCAGAGAACUCUCCAUCAGAGCCAAGCAGCACUCCGUUAGCCGCUGCAUGACUCUGUACCGCCCGGUGCUGCAGUUCUUCAGAGCUCUGGUCCAGCCGGAGUACAGCGCCGUCACCGAUGUUUACGUCCUCAUGUUCCUCGCUGACACCGUGGACUUCAUCAUCAUCGUGUUCGGCUUCUGGGCCUUCGGGAAACACUCUGCAGCCGCUGACAUCACUUCCUCCCUGUCAGAGGACCAGGUUCCUGAAGCCUUCCUGGUGAUGGUGCUGAUCCAGUUUGGUACUAUGGUGAUAGACAGGGCUCUGUACCUGAGGAAAACGGUUUUGGGGAAGUUGGUGUUCCAGGUGAUUCUGGUUUUUGGGAUUCACUUCUGGAUGUUCUUCAUCCUGCCGACCGUAACGGAGAGGCGGUUUAAUCAGAACCUGGUGGCUCAGCUCUGGUAUUUUGUGAAGUGCGUUUACUUCGGCCUGUCGGCCUAUCAGAUCCGGUCCGGGUACCCGACACGAGUUCUGGGGAACUUCCUGACAAAGAGCCACAACUACCUCAACCUCUUCUUGUUCCAGGGUUUCCGUCUGGUGCCCUUCCUGACAGAGCUCCGGGCGGUGAUGGACUGGGUUUGGACGGACACGACUCUGUCUCUGUCCUCCUGGAUCUGUGUGGAGGACGUUUACGCCCACUGCUUCGUCCUGAAGUGCUGGAGGGAGUCUGAGAAGAGGUACCCCCAGCCCCGCGGUCAGAAGAAGAAGCGGGUGGUGAAGUACGGGAUGGGGGGGCUGAUCGUGCUGCUGCUGAUCUGCAUCGUCUGGUUCCCGCUGCUCUUCAUGUCGCUCGUUAAGUCUGUCGCCGGUGUCGUCAACCGACCGAUCGACGUCUCUCUGACCAUCACACUGGGAGGGUUCCAGCCGAUAUUCACAAUGAGUGCUCAGCAGAACCAACUCAGAGACCUGACGGAGGACGACUUCAGCUCCUUCAGCAGCUCCUACAGCUACACACCUAGUGCCUUGCAGUUCCUGGAGGCGUACAGCCAUGAGGACGUGACGGUGGCGGAGCUGCAGGGCAGCAGCAACUCUCUUUGGACCAUCAGCCCCCCCAGCCGCCAGUACCUGAGCCAGGUGCUCAACCUGGACCACUUCCCUCUGACGCUGUCCUGGACCAUCCAGAGGAACCUGAGUCUGGGUGCGAAGGUGGAGCUGGCCUCAGGUAAACAUGUGACCUACCUGGACGAUCAGACCCGCCUGGAGCUGAUCCAGCUGCUGAACGGGACGAGGUCACUUCCUGUGGUCAUACAGGAAGUGUUUCCGUGUUUCCUUCGAGCUCCGAGCGACUCCAACGCCAAACCCAUUGAGCAGCUCUACGCAGACGACCGGUACAAAGACAUAUUGCUGGCCCUGGAGCGCUCGACCAAUCAGAGCCGAGAGAUCCAGGACUGGUGGAUUGUCGACCAACCGGCUGCCAGCCUGGUGCCCAUUGGGGGCAGGGCUUUGCUGAGUGACAGGAGAGAGGCGGGGCUUCAGCUGUUUGUGUUCAGUGAUAAAGUCAGUCCUCCCAGUCUGGGCUUCCUGGCCGGAUACGGCAUCAUGGGUCUGUAUGCCUCGGUGGUUCUGGUCAUCGGGAAGUUCGUCCGCGAGUUCUUCAGCGGGAUCAGUCACUCUAUCAUGUUCGAGGAGCUGCCCUGUGUCGACCGGAUCCUUAAACUCUGCACUGACAUCUUCCUGGUUAGAGAGACAGGUGAGCUGGAGCUGGAGGAGGAGCUCUACGCCAAACUGAUCUUCCUGUACCGAUCCCCGGAGACGCUCAUCAAGUGGACGAGGCGUUAAGAGUCCCUGAGGAGGAACGACUGUUAGUAUCCACAGACCUUAUUUUGAAGAGUUCAGGAAUGAGGAAGCAGCUGUGUGACCAAUAAUAGCAGCAGGGAGGCGGGGCUUACCUUCCGAUCACUGAGGACAAAUAACAGCAGGAAAAAUCCUGGAAAACCUGGAGUGUGUUGAUGAUUGGACGAUGCUGCUGACAUGCCCAUAUUAACUGAGUCAUGGGGGGAAGUGAUCCAUAAUCUGGGAUCUUAUUUCAGGAAAACAUGUGCAGUAUGGGGGUCUCCUCAGGAGUUUCAUAAUCCUCAUCGUUACCCUAACUACUGUAGACCACGUAACACUGAUCAAAUAUAUAGACAGGGAAGGUGUAUAAACUACGCUGGCCGAAUGGUGCCAAAGCACCACAGCGACGCUCUAUAUGACCCUAGGUCCCGUGUAUUUUAUGCAUAACUCAAACAGGAUAAAGGUGUUUGUAGUCUGAGCUAACAGAGGGCUGUGGAAACAUCACUGACCACACUGGAGGAAAUGUUGAAUGAAUCUGUAUCUGACUGAUAACUGUACGCUCUUCUGUGAAACAAAAAGUGAAUAUGUGGAAAUAAAGACUUUAAUAAGUU
Eleginops maclovinus (Patagonian blennie) is the source of this 9015-nucleotide messenger RNA. Its product is annotated as piezo-type mechanosensitive ion channel component 2-like. Bases 374 to 8410 code for a protein of 2678 amino acids. Lineage: Eukaryota; Metazoa; Chordata; Actinopteri; Perciformes; Eleginopidae. The record is from RefSeq and is a predicted model, not a curated record. Gene Ontology annotation, molecular function: mechanosensitive monoatomic ion channel activity. The transcript is spliced from 55 exons. Gene Ontology annotation, cellular component: membrane.